CCUGUGCGGAUCAGCUCCCAGACAUCCGAAAAUGACCUGGACGCGCCCCGUCCUGCUUGCCCUGCUGGCCACCGUCCUGCCUCUGACCCUUAGCGAUGGGGUUGAAAGUGCCGCUGUGCAGAGUGAUGACACGGACACAGGGACCACUGAUCACCAAGGCUCAGGGGGGAAUAUCUUCAUGUCCAGAACCGACGCCGCCAGCUACUUCAGCCGCCGCAGCAAGAGAUCACCGAGGUCAGUCUACGAGAGUUACGCUGAACGGGUGCAGAGACGGAGAGCGGAAGAGUGGAGGCGAGAGUACUACGAGGAGCAGAGGAGCGAGCGGGAGAACCACAUGGAGGAAGAGCGUGACGAACAGAACGAGAGGACACGGGAGAGGACCGAUCAGUGGCGCCAGUACCACUACGACGGCGUCUACCCAUCCUACCGGUACCGUUACCGUUACCACUACUGAGCCCACUGUCG
Messenger RNA from Megalops cyprinoides (Indo-Pacific tarpon), 465 nucleotides. Its product is annotated as unique cartilage matrix-associated protein-like. The coding region runs from base 32 to 454 and encodes 140 amino acids. NCBI's taxonomy places the organism in Eukaryota, Metazoa, Chordata, Actinopteri, Elopiformes, Megalopidae. Gene Ontology annotation, biological process: embryonic skeletal system development; regulation of osteoblast differentiation. The transcript has 5 exons. The record is from RefSeq and is a predicted model, not a curated record. Gene Ontology annotation, cellular component: extracellular matrix.